Molecule: messenger RNA, 3040 nt
Organism: Archocentrus centrarchus (flier cichlid)
Lineage: Eukaryota; Metazoa; Chordata; Actinopteri; Cichliformes; Cichlidae
Product: transmembrane protease serine 9-like
Exons: 10
Coding region: 223-2067 (614 amino acids)
Biological process (GO): proteolysis
Molecular function (GO): serine-type endopeptidase activity
Source: RefSeq, a predicted model, not a curated record
CCAGCCUGUACUGUGAGACUAACAGGAAGUCGUGGAUCUUCCACAUCUGCUUUGGUUGGAUUAUACGAGUGUUUCUCAAAGUGUGGGGCAGUUUUGUGACAGGUGGGGCGAGAACGGCCGGGGAGAAAAGUCAUGCGGAACAAAUGUUGGACAUCGGAUUAAUUUUCAUGGAAGGAAACGUCAGAGGGUAGAGUGACAGUCAUAUGUCAUUCAAUCAUAUGAAUGAAGUCUGAGACGCAGCUGAAUGUUUGCGGUCAGCCGAGUCUGAACACCAGGAUUGUAGGAGGACAGGCCGCCCCUCCUGGCAGCUGGCCCUGGCAGGUCAGUCUGCAAAGAUCUGGGGGGCACUUCUGUGGAGGAUCCCUCAUUAACAAUCAGUGGGUGCUGUGUGCUGCUCACUGCUUUCAGAGUAUCACUGCAAGCAGUGUGACUGUGUAUCUGGGCCUUCAGAAUCUGCAGGGAUCCAACCCCAAUGAAGUGUCUCGGUCAGUAUCACAGAUCAUCAGUCAUCCCAACUACAACUCUGUUACCUCUGACAACGACAUCGCCCUCCUGAAGCUCUCCUCAUCAGUGACUUUCUCUCCCUACAUUGCUCCCGUCUGCCUGGCAGCCUCAGGCAGCACCUUCUACAACGGCACUAACACCUGGGUCACCGGCUGGGGCAACAUUGGGUUUGGAGUGCCCCUUCCUUCCCCACAAAACCUGAUGGAGGUGGAGGUUCCCAUUGUGGGAAACAGGAAGUGUAACUGUAACUAUGGAGUGGGAUCAAUCACUGACAACAUGGUCUGUGCCGGGUUAUCUGCAGGAGGAAAGGACUCCUGUCAGGGGGAUUCAGGAGGUCCAAUGGUGAUCAAGCAGAAUGGUCUCUGGAUUCAGGCGGGAAUCGUCAGUUUUGGGGAAGGCUGUGCCUUGCCGAAUUUCCCAGGAGUCUACACCAGAGUAUCCCGGUACGAGACCUGGAUCAACAGUCAGAUCACCUCCAUCCAGCCGGGCUUCAUCACAUUCACAUCCACUGGGACCGACAGUGACCUGAGUGUCUCCUGCACAGGACUGCCACCACUGACAACCACCACUACAACAACCACCACCCAUCCUACAACUACCACUACAACCAACACCCCACCAACCACCACCACCAUCCCUCCAACAACUACCACCACCCUUAAAACAACCACUCUGGCCACUCCCCAAUCUCUGGUCUGUGGACAAGCUCCGAGGAAUUCUCGUAUUUUGGGAGGAACCUCAGUGGUGACGGCCGGAUUGUGGCCGUGGAUGGCGAGUCUACAGACGAAUGGAAGUCAUGUGUGUGGUGGGACUCUGGUGGCCUUGGACUCAGUGCUGAGCAACGCCAACUGUUUCUCAAACUCCUCUAUAGCGUCUGAGUGGACUGUCGUGUUGGGUCGUCUGAAGCAAAAUGGAUCCAACCCCUUUGAGGUGACGCUGAACGUGACAAAUAUCACUCUGAGUCACUCAAAUGGGACCAACGUAGCCAUUCUCCGUCUAUCAGCCAGGCCCACUCUGACUGACUACAUCCAGCCUAUCUGCUUGGAUAACGGACGAACCUUCUCCGAGGGCUCGGUGUGCUGGUCAGCCGGCUGGAGUCCUGGAAGAGGAGGGGCUGAACAAGCUCUGCAGGAGUUUCAGACCUCAGUGGUAAAUUGUGGGAAUGCAUCAUCGAGUGAGAGCAUCUGUACAGGAUCUUUUACUCUGGAGCAGGGUGAUUCUGGCGGCCCGCUGAUGUGUAAGCAGGACGGCUCUUGGUUCCAGGCGGCCGUGUUAACAGCUCAAAGCACCUCCACCAGGAAAAGACGACAGACUGCAGUGAUGACUUUCACCAGAGUGAGCAGCUUUAGUGCCUUCCUGACUGAGACACUGGGGACGCUCUUGUCUCCAGCCUCCACAGCCAACACCACCAACACUACUAGCACCACCAACACCACCAACAUGACCACAACCAUCACACCCACAACUGUAUCACAAACCAGUGGGGGCCCUCCUGCUCACUCCCUCGUCUUUGUCUUCCUCCAUCUCCUCAGCCUCGCCUUGUGUCUCCAACUCUUCCUGUAGAGAAGUCUGCCUUGAUUUGCAUGAUGUGAUGAACACAAAUGAAUGUAAAGAAGCCUCGACUUUGAGACUUAAAGCUGUGGCCCACAGGGGGCGACUCCUCUGGCUGCAAAAUGGCUUCUAGUUGCAUAGAAGUCUUUGAGAAAACGACCCAACUUUCCAUUGGAUCCUGAUGAGUCUGUGGCCUCAUUUGCACAUUUGCACACACUGAUUAAUUUUCUAAUGCCUAAAGAUGACCUAUUCUGCUCAUUUUCAGCUUCUUGUUUUUAUUAUUGGCCUCUAAGGUAGCUUUCUUCUGAUUGGCUACAACUCAUAAAAAAAGUUUGAUCACAGGUGGGUGGGGUUUCUCUGCAAUAGGGUUUACUUAAAUAAACUGACCUCAUUAUUGAAGCUCUGCUCAUGUUUAAUAUGAGCAUUCACCACCAGAACAUGAGAUAUAUGAGAGAAAUAAGGAAAAGCAAAAUAGAUCAACUUUAACUUUGUGCCCGCUUCACUCCUGCUGAUGUAAUGUGGUCACCGACCCUCUGAGCUAGACUUUGGUUUAAACUGUAAAAACAUUUUUUUUUUAAACUUGCACUGAACAUGAAAUGUAGUCCAACAGGCACUUAAUGAUUUUAAUUAAUGAAUUAAUGCAGUGAUGAAAGCUGUGAAAUCUUUGUGGUUUUUUUAUUUUUUUGAAUGAAAAAAGUUUUUGUGCAUUUUCAGGACAGAGCAGAAUAUUAACUGUAACCUUGCAGUCACAAACACGUUGCACUGCACACCAGACCAAACUAUUUCACUGUCAGGAAAUAUCCUGCAGUCUUUAUUGAUCUCAUUUAAUGACACAUAUUUUGGAGAUCUCAGGAACACGGGGACAAUGAUCAGCUCAUCCCUCAUCUACCUCGUAUCUGUGCCACAAUGUUACACUUUCAAACAGGAUUUGUCUGAAAACUGUUAAACUGCUCUGUGAGAAAAGAUUUGAUUUGAAGGAUAAAUA